AUGGGCACCCAGCUGCAGCCCGCCCAAUGGUCUAGUGUGACUUCCGGCAAACCAGCGAGUGCACCAGCGCUCGUCCCGGCAUCAUUUCAUGAUUCCGACGACGAGGACCCUACUCAGGACCACAUUCCAAUAGACAUCUAUCAGCACUUUGGGCUCCCUCCAGGCACUCCGAUUUGCCUCGAUAGUCUUGAGGAUCCUCCUCCAGGCGUAAAGCCAGCGUACACUUAUGCGACUCUCGUUAAACUUGCAAUUUGGUCCAGUCCGCAACGUAAACUGACACUCUCAGGAAUUUAUGAGGCAUUGGAGCGGAGAUUUUCGUGGUUCCGCGAGUGCGAAAACCCAUCAGCGUGGAAGACAUCUAUCCGGCAUAGUCUUUCGUUAAUGGCUGUCUUCGUUAAACUCCCAAUGGACAUUCAUGUUCCUGGAAAGGGUUGCAAUUGGACCGUCGAC
This is a messenger RNA of Fomitiporia mediterranea MF3/22, 450 nucleotides long. RefSeq names its product winged helix DNA-binding domain-containing protein. Gene Ontology annotation, molecular function: DNA-binding transcription factor activity, RNA polymerase II-specific; RNA polymerase II cis-regulatory region sequence-specific DNA binding. The transcript is spliced from 2 exons. NCBI's taxonomy places the organism in Eukaryota, Fungi, Basidiomycota, Agaricomycetes, Hymenochaetales, Hymenochaetaceae. The record is from RefSeq and is a predicted model, not a curated record. The annotation marks the transcript as partial. Gene Ontology annotation, biological process: regulation of transcription by RNA polymerase II.